AAUUCUGAACAUACACAAGCAACGUCGCCCCCCUUUUGCCAUUUGGUGUUUCCCGUUUCCGACGACCCUGAAAGCAGCAUUUCAAACGACAGGACUAGCUGUUACGGCGCAGAAAAAAGUAUCAAGAAACAGCGACGGUGUUGCUAAAAGAAAAUAGUCGCCGUCAUGUCAAAUCUUGGUCCAGAAGGCUCUGGGGCAGCGUCAAGCAACAAGCGUCUGCAGCAGACGCAGGCCCAGGUGGAUGAGGUGGUGGAUAUUAUGCGUGUUAAUGUGGACAAAGUGCUGGAGCGUGAUCAGAAACUGUCAGAACUGGAUGACAGAGCAGACGCUCUGCAAGCUGGAGCUUCCCAGUUUGAGACCAGUGCUGCGAAGCUGAAGAGGAAAUACUGGUGGAAGAACUGCAAGAUGUGGGCCAUCCUGAUAGCUGUCAUAGUCAUCAUCAUCAUCGUCAUUAUUAUUUGGAGCAGCACGUAAACCAGCAGCGGAUGAGACGUGGAGGCAACGAUGAAGACGAGAAGCGGGGCAGUGUGUAAACGUCUUGCCUCCUAAAUCACAAAGAUUAUAUCACAUUAGUGGCUGCUGACCUCCACAUGAAUUACCUGCAGGGGUCUUCAUUCCUCGUCCUGGAUCGUUUUGAGUUUAUGUUUGUGUAUUAAGAGUUGAGGGUUGCCAAAGUUCUGAACGCACCACAGAAGACAUCAGAAAUGUUCAAAUAAAUUACUGCACCACAUUCCAAAACAAACUGCCAGAAAAGUUACAGAAAAUUAAAUAACCUUUUACUCUAUACAUACACACACAUAGAUUUCAACGUCAAGGCUAGAAUGAAGGGUAUUGUUGUAAACUUAACUCAGUAUAUAUUUACAUUUUCACGUUUUAUUAACACCAUUGUAUAACAUUUGGGAGGCUAAACAAGUUGCCUACAAAAAUGUUCUGCUAGCGCUUUGGGCUAAUUUUCUCACCAGUUUAAAGGCAUUUACCUGCAGUGCUUCGAGGUUCCCUCUCAUUUUAAAGAUAUUAUCAUCUUUGUAUAUGGUUUCAGUUCAGAAAAAGCUAUAUCUAAUCCUUUUUUUUUACCCCCACACAUUUUAAAAAGAAAGACAGCUUCAGCUUCAUUUGGACAGAACUCCCUUUGCUGUACAGCUAGUUGUGUUUCAAUGAGUGCCUGCAUGCCGAGACCAAACAGCCUGACUCACAGCAGAAACUGCCUCAAAAUAACAACUCUUCACAUGACAAAUGUAAAAUCUGUUUGAUAUUCUCUAGAUUGUAUCAAAUCAUUUUCAUUGUGUGACUGUAGAGGCAUAACAGUGUAGCUUUUAGCUUUUUAUAUUAUUCUCAUUGCAUAAUGAUGAAGAACUGCCAAAAAUACAGCCAUAUUCUAACUACUGCCAUGAAAAACCUGGUGCCUUUAAAUGAUCUGACUGUUGAGAUUCACAUGUGGAGCCUUGCAUUAAUUAACUAAAGUAAACUUGGGUUUUUGGAAGAAAUAUUUGUAAUAUUACAUUUUUACUAUUCAGUUGCUUUCAUUUUUCACCAACUGCCAACAAAUCUGACUUUUUUUUUCUUCUUUGUGGGAACUGAUGUUGCUACUAAUGUUUUGUAUUUGUUAUAUAUUAUCUUAAUAAAUAAAAAUCCAUGAACAAAAAAAACAUGAAACCUGCAUAAAAAGUCAAACAAGUUCAUCGAAAAGUUAUUAAAUACAAAGUUACUGAAGUGUAAUAUGAUUCUGGGCUUACACGACACACUUCAGGAUAACUCUGUGCUGUUAUGAGUCUAUUGGAGGACGGUCUGUAAUACAAACAUAUCUUCUGUCCAAACAGACAAGUGGGCUUACAAAUAUUGGAAACAUCUCGCUGCUACUGAAGCCUUCAGUUCAGCAUUCAUACAGACUUCCAUUUUUCAAAGUGGUCUUUUUGUAUCACCGUCUCAUUCAGAUGUUUGUCUUGAACCUAUAAAAAUCUAUUGAACUCAGAUAUGUUCAAAAGUUUUCCCAUCAGCGAUAAUUACAGAUAUGGUGCCUUUUCGACCCAUGUUUGGGUAUUAAUUCUUACACCAACACUGGAUUUUGUUUUGUAUAUUCAUUUUACAAUGUUGAUGUUUUGAUGGAUUUUUAGAGCAUCUAGCUUUGUAGUUGUUUCACCUUCACUUUGAUUGCUUUGUGUUUUCCUUGUUUCUAUCAAAUAUAGAUGAACUGCAGCCUUAAAUAAAAUCUGUAGACCAAUGAAAUGCUCAUGGGGGCCUUUUUAACCACGGGCCACCUGUUAUUUAAUCUGCUACUUCCCCCUUUUAAUAAUAAAUUAACGUUUAACUCAAAAGCUUUGCCAAUGUAUACUCUACUGGGAAUAUAUGUGGAAAAAAAGUGCAAUUUUCUUCUGUGGCCUAAAUUGCCUGUUUGAAUAAAACUUAAUGAAGUCAUUUCAAAA
Messenger RNA from Oryzias melastigma (Indian medaka), 2420 nucleotides. It is a transcript of the gene vamp3, whose product is annotated as vesicle-associated membrane protein 3 (cellubrevin). Gene Ontology annotation, biological process: SNARE complex assembly; vesicle fusion; vesicle-mediated transport. Gene Ontology annotation, molecular function: SNAP receptor activity; syntaxin-1 binding. The transcript has 5 exons. Gene Ontology annotation, cellular component: SNARE complex; plasma membrane. The coding region runs from base 166 to 474 and encodes 102 amino acids. Lineage: Eukaryota; Metazoa; Chordata; Actinopteri; Beloniformes; Adrianichthyidae. The record is from RefSeq and is a predicted model, not a curated record.